Messenger RNA from Oncorhynchus tshawytscha (Chinook salmon), 1360 nucleotides. RefSeq names its product mitochondrial calcium uniporter regulator 1 (gene mcur1). Gene Ontology annotation, biological process: positive regulation of mitochondrial calcium ion concentration; calcium import into the mitochondrion. Gene Ontology annotation, cellular component: mitochondrion; mitochondrial inner membrane. The coding region runs from base 65 to 1024 and encodes 319 amino acids. NCBI's taxonomy places the organism in Eukaryota, Metazoa, Chordata, Actinopteri, Salmoniformes, Salmonidae. The transcript is spliced from 9 exons. The record is from RefSeq and is a predicted model, not a curated record.
GUGGUGACGUAUUUAUGGGAACUCGGGCAGGAAAGUACAGUGAAAGUGAACUAAAGGUUUGACAAUGUCAUUGAAACAAAGAAUUGCAUUUCACUCGCGGUUGAAUAAAUCUACUUUAAACUCGGACUAUUGGUAUAGUAAGCAAGAAAAGAGGACACGCGGGGACAGAGCAAGUUUCACUACAGUUGCGCUCCAACCUAACAGUUCCUCUCUGAACACAAUUUUGACGAGCAGCAUCCAUUCGCGCUGUAAACAAUGUAACACCGAUUCGGGCUCUUGCAACCUUGACAAACGAACAUGGAGAAUGAGACUAUUUACGGGAGUGAGCGCAACUAAGGUUUUUAAACGGAGCUUUUUAUUUGUCAGAGAGCUGAGCACCUCUAUACUUCAGUAUGAAUUGAAAACAGAUAUGACAAAGUCUGGAAACCGACGGCUGUAUUUUGAUACCCAUGCAUUGGUUCGACUCCUCGAAGACAAUGGCUUCACCACUCAGCAAGCUGAGGUAAUUGUCAGGAUGAUGGUCAGGACAACACACUCCAACAUGGAUCUAAUCUAUAAUGACAUGGUAACCAAAGUGCAGCAGGAGAUCAUGUUGCAGAGGGUGUUUUCCCAAAUUGCAUCGGUGAAAAAGGACAUGAUUAUCCUUGAAAAGAGUGAGUUCUCUACUUUGCUGGCAGAGAAUGAGAAAGUCAAGGUAGAGCUACUGCAACUGAAGGUGCAACUGGCUGAUGUGAUGAAUAAAGUCCGCUUUGACAAUAUCUUGGAUAUGAAUUCGGAAAAAAGCAGCAUGAAAGAAAUGAAAUCAGAGCAUGAGAAGAGACUCAUGGAAAGUCGGACCGAGAUAAUGGAAAUGAAUGCUGAGCAAAAUUGUCAUUUGACUCGGUCCAAUAUGAAAAUCGACACUGAAGUGGCAGGAUUGAAAACCAUGUUGGAAGCUCACAAACUUGAUACUAUCAAAUACCUUGCAGGUUCAGUCUUCACUUGUCUCACUGUGGUUCUCGGAUUCUAUCGCAUCUGGAUGUGACUCCGGGGAGUACAGGAAGAGCUGGUCAUCUGGACCACUGUAGCUCAAAAAUAACCCAUUUGAACUGCCACCAUUUUGUGUUUGAUAAAUAGUCAAUCGCAAUAGGAACAAACAACCACUGACUGAUGGCAUGAAGACAGAUCAAAUGCUUUGAUGUUGAUUGACAUUGAUAUUUCUGAGGACCAAUGACUUAUGAUUUAGAAGAUGAACCCAGCAAACCAUGAAAUGCGAAAGGCUGCACUUGUAAACCACUAUCCAACAUUUUUUAUAGGAUUUUUAAUUGGUUGUGUUUUCAUAGAGUACCCUACAAAAUAAAUGACAUGUAAUUUAAAGAUA